CCGCUCGCGUCCCGGCUCCGGGGCAGCGCCCGCGUGCGCGCGCGCGCGCGGCUGCUCGGGAGCGCGCGUCCCCGCGCCGGCCAUUCCCCCUUCCGCCCCGGGGCCGCGCGCGGCGGCGGCGGGAGCGGCGGGAGCGCCCCUUCCUCCCGUGCCGCCCUCCGUCCCUCUCCGCCCGCGGCUCCCGGAGCGCCCCUUCCUCCCGUGCCGCCCUCCGUCCCUCUCCGCCCGCGGCUCCCGGCGCGCCAGCAUGGAGCUGUUCCAAGCCAAGGACCACUACAUCCUGCAGAGCGGGGAGCGGGCGCUCUGGUGCAGCCGGAGGGACGGCAGCCUGCAGCUGCGAGCCGCCACUGAUCUUCUUUUGGCUUGGAACCCCAUUUGUCUGGGCCUGGUGGAGGGAGUCAUUGGGAAAGUCCAGCUUCAUACAGAUUUACCAUGGUGGCUGCUUUUAAUUCGUCAGAAAGCAUUGAUUGGCAAACUUCCAGGAGAUCACGAGGUGUGCAAAAUAACCAAGAUUGCAGUGAUUCCACUGUCUGAGACAGAGCCUCAGGAUCUGGAGCUGGAGCUUUGUAAAAAGCACCAUUUUGGGAUAAACAAGCCAGAGAAGAUAACACAGUCCCCAGAUGAUACAAAAUUCCUGCUGAAGACUCUUACUCAAAUUAAAUCUAAUGUGUCUGCUCCAAAUAAAAAGAAGAUUAGAGAAAGCAAAGAGAAAGAGAGACUGGAGAAGAGAUUAUUGGAGGAGUUGUUCAAGAUGUUCAUGGAUUCAGACUCCUUUUACUACAGCCUGAGCUAUGACCUGACAAAUUCUGUGCAGAGGCAGAGCGCGUGUGAGAAAACCAACCUGCCCCUGUGGCGGAAAGUGGAUGACAGAUUCUUUUGGAACAAGCACAUGAUUGAAGAUCUCAUCAGCAUUGAUAAUCCUGAAGUGGACUUCUGGAUCAUCCCCAUCAUUCAAGGAUUUGUGCAAAUUGAAGAACUGGUAGUAAACUACAAUGAAUCUUCUGAUGAUGAUAAGAGCAGCCCUGAAACUCCUCCUCAGGAAUCCUCGUGUGUGGAUGACAUCCACCCCACGUUCCUGGUGGCGCUCAUCUCCCGCCGGAGUCGGCACAGAGCUGGAAUGCGGUAUAAGCGGAGAGGUGUUGAUAAAAAUGGAAACGUGGCAAAUUAUGUUGAGACAGAGCAGCUGAUCCAUGUCCACAAUCACACCCUUUCCUACAUCCAAACACGAGGCUCUGUGCCUGUUUUCUGGAGCCAGGUUGGAUACAGGUACAACCCACGGCCCCGGCUGGACAAGAGUGAAAAUGAAACCGUGUCCUGUUUUCGUGCACACUUUGAAGAGCAGCUGAAACAUUACAAAAAGCAGGUUAUUAUUAACUUGGUGGACCAGACAGGCAGAGAGAAGAUUAUUGGAGAUGCUUACCUUAAACAAGUUCUUCUCUACAACAAUGCAAAUCUGACUUAUGUUUCAUUUGACUUCCAUGAGCACUGCCGAGGAAUGAAAUUUGAAAAUGUUCAAACACUGACUGAUGCCAUUCACGAUAUUAUUCUUGACAUGAAGUGGUGCUGGGUUGACCAGGCUGGGGUGAUCUGCAAGCAGGAGGGGAUUUUCCGGGUGAACUGCAUGGACUGCCUGGAUCGCACCAACGUGGUGCAGGCUGCCAUUGCCAGAGUGGUCAUGGAGCAGCAGCUCAAAAAACUGGGUGUGAUGCCACCAGAGCAGCCUCUGCCAGUGAAGUGCAACAGGAUCUACCAGAUCAUGUGGGCCAACAACGGCGAUGCCAUCAGCCGCCAGUACGCGGGCACGGCGGCCCUGAAGGGUGACUUCACAAGGACUGGUGAAAGGAAGCUGGCAGGGGUGAUGAAGGAUGGAGUGAACUCUGCAAACAGAUAUUACCUGAAUCGUUUCAGGGAUGCUUACAGGCAAGCAGUCAUAGAUUUGAUGCAGGGCAUCCCUGUGACAGAGGACCUGUACUCCAUAUUUACAAAAGAGAAGGAGCACGAAGCCCUGCACAAGGAGAACCUGAGGAGCCACCAGGAGCUGAUCAGCCAGCUGCUGCAGAGCUACAUGAAACUGCUCUUGCCAGAUGAUGAAAAAUUCCAUGGAGGUUGGGCACUCAUUGACUGUGACCCAAGUCUCAUCGAUGCCACUCAUAAGGAUGUGGAUGUGCUGCUUUUACUUUCAAACUCUGCCUAUUAUGUGGCCUACUACGAUGAUGAAAUCGACAAAGUGAAUCAGUACCAAAGGUUAAGUCUUGAAGCUCUGGAAAAAAUAGAAAUAGGGCCUGAGCCUACUCUCUUUGGCAAACCCAAGUUCUCUUGCAUGAGGCUGCAUUACAAAUACAAAGAAAUGAGUGGAUAUUUUCACACCCUCAGGGCUGUGGCUCGCAGCCCAGAAGAAGAUGGAAAAGACACCCUUCAGUGCAUUGCAGAAAUGCUGAGAAUCACAAAGCAAGCAAUGGGAAUGGAUGUGCCCAUUAUUGAGAAGAAGCUGGAGAGGAGGAGCAGCAAACCUCAUGAAGACAUCAUUGGCAUUCGGUCUCAGAACAGAGGGUCCCUGGCCCAAGGCAAGAAUUAUUUACUGAGCAAGUUCUCCUCCCUCAAUCAAAAGGUGAAACAAACCAAAUCCAACGUCAACAUCAGCAACCUUCGGAAGCUGGGCAGCUUUGCCAAACCUGAAGUGAAAGUCAAUUUCUUAAAGCCAAACUUGAAAGUGAAUCUUUGGAAGUCGGACAGCAGCCUGGAAACCCUGGAGAACCCCGGCGUGGAUGCGAAAGCCGCCAGCGAAUCCGACACAGAAGGCUCGGACAAUGACUCCUUCCACUCGGAUGACUUCCUGAGCAACUCCAAGUCGGACGAGGAGGGCCAGCUGGGGGGCUCCCUGGAGAGCAUGGGCCCCACGGACUACGUGCUGCCCAGCUGCGGCAUCAUCGCCUCGGCGCCGCGCCUGGGCAGCCGCUCGCAGUCGCUGAGCAGCACCGACCUCAGCCUCAGCGUGGCCGUGCCCGCCGAGGGCCAGGGCGCUGCCCCGCCCGCCUCUGAGGGCGCAGGGCUGGAGCUGGCCAAGCCCGUGGAUGUGUACUGCCAGAGGUUCGUGCAGGACGCCCAGAGCCAGGGCUGCCAUGUGCUGGAGCCCGAGGCUGCUCCUGCAGAGCCCCACCACGCACCCGCCCAAAGCAGCAGCAGCGCCGCCAGGAAGGCAGAGCCCAAGGCUGAAGCUGCUGCAGACGUUCCUGCCAGGCCAUCAAAGCUGGAUGUUCACUCUUCUGAGCCAAACCCUCAGCUCCUGGCCGUGGGGGGGCCUGACUGGAGCAAAUCCCAGCGGAGCCCGGGCUCUGUGUCUGGGAACCAGGAGCCAGGACUCCAGGGCUCUCCUUCCCCCGCCGACGGCAGCGGCAGCAGGGCCGUGUCUCCCUUCGCUAAAAUCCGCAGCUCCAUGGUCCAGGUUGCCAACAUCACCCAGGCAGGAUUGACUCAAGGGAUUAAUUUUGCUGUGGCAAAAGUCCAAAAGAGCCCUGCAGAACCGGAAACUUUAAAUGAAAUCAAACAAAAAGAACUGAGAGAAAUGUUUACGCAAUGCCAGACGCGAAUAAUUCAGAUCUAGUUGCUCAUUUGGGAAGUGUUCUUCUAGCUGUGGCUUCUAAUAAAAUAACCCGAUGACAUCAGGACUAUUGUGGCAUGAACUGCUGCUGGAUACUGGGAUUGAUAAUAGGUAAUUUGUUUACAAGCAGUGAGAGAUGCAAAUGAAUUUGGUUCUGACCAAGCUUCAGAAUUCCCUCAGGCAGGUGAGACAGAACCUGUAUAAACCAUAUUUAAACAGGUAGCUUAGACACUGGGAUUCAAUAAGCAUGCUGUCUAUCUUAGAUGUGUUGCACAGUUAUUUUUUUGAGACUAAUUUUGUAGCUCUUCUGAAUUAUGUAGAAAGUAUUUAUACUCAAAGGAUGAUACUGCACUUCUCUGACCUUACUUACCUUGCACUACACCAGCAAAAUAAAGUACCGGUAAAUUACA
Messenger RNA from Zonotrichia leucophrys gambelii, 4008 nucleotides. It is a transcript of the gene INPP5F, whose product is annotated as inositol polyphosphate-5-phosphatase F. Gene Ontology annotation, molecular function: phosphatidylinositol-4-phosphate phosphatase activity. NCBI's taxonomy places the organism in Eukaryota, Metazoa, Chordata, Aves, Passeriformes, Passerellidae. The transcript has 20 exons. The coding region runs from base 248 to 3601 and encodes 1117 amino acids. Gene Ontology annotation, cellular component: early endosome; clathrin-coated endocytic vesicle. Gene Ontology annotation, biological process: regulation of endocytic recycling; phosphatidylinositol dephosphorylation. The record is from RefSeq and is a predicted model, not a curated record.